This is a messenger RNA of Cajanus cajan (pigeon pea), 669 nucleotides long. Lineage: Eukaryota; Viridiplantae; Streptophyta; Magnoliopsida; Fabales; Fabaceae. The record is from RefSeq and is a predicted model, not a curated record.
AUGCAAGGCAACAAUUACACUCAUGACUCAUUUUCACGCAUUUGUGGUAGUGACACAGUCUUCCUUUGUUCUCACUCUAAGAAUGAAACUUAUGAUCAUAUCAAUCCCAAACUACAAGGGAAAACAUACGGUAAGCUAUCUAUUGGGUUUAGGUUUGAUCCUACUGAUGAUAUUCUUGCGGGUUACUACCUAAGGAGAAUCUUAGCUCAAUCACUCCCUAAUGAUGUCAUUCAAGAAUAUGAUGUGUUUCAAACUCAGCCUUGGGGGCUGCCAGGAGGUGAGAAGCAUCUGAAUUGGCUGAAGUUUUUCUUCUACAAUAUUGGGGCUCGUGUGUUCGAAAACCCUGAUAAGAGAGUUGCUGGGAAUGGCCAAUGGAGAAUAAUGGAGAAAGAUGAAGAUUUUCAGCUCCCUACCAAACUGCAGUGGAUUGCCAAGAGAAACAUUUUGGUUUUCUGGGAAGCCAAAGGAAACCGUUUUACUGAAACAAAUUGGAUGAUGCAUGAGUUCCACCUUGCCCCAAAAUCAAAUCCAUCUCAGAUGACAGAUUGGGCUGUGUAUCGCAUAUUCAGCAAGGGGGCAAAAACACAAAAGAUUGCAAAAAAGUAUAGUGGGGAGACCUCGAAUAUAAACAAUGUUGGAAAAUCUGAGGAUGUCACACAAAGUCAUUGA